AUGGCUCUUUUAGGAAGGACGAAGCGUCCACGCGUGUUUCCCCUUCCUGAGUCUUCCGACUCUGAAGACGUCGACAACACACUUCCUGAUGUGCCUCCAAUCCCUCACAAUUUUCCAGAAUGCCACGCAGCAGGCAAGAAGACCAUUGCUCGACCUUGCAGCUCCCAAGGCAGCAAUGAUGAUUCAAUCCAUGACACCAUCUCUGGCACAUUAGAUGAAAUGUGUGGUACAUCAUUUGCUGGAAUGAGUGGUGAAGCAACUAGUCAUCCACGUCAGCACGAAAAUGUUGCCUCCACAACAGAGUUUCAGAAGCAGGUCCUGCAACUUUUACACCUGGUGCGACUGACACAACAAAGGGACAGUGCUGUACUCCAUGAACUUUGCGCACAGAGGGUCACUAGUACGGCUGCGAAACCACUAGGAGCACUAAUAAAACAGCCAUUUGCAUCUUCCGAAGACUUCGAGCAGUUUGAUUCAUCUCUAAGUGAAGAAAGGAAAUUGUUGCUCGUGCUGGACCCUGUUAGAGAAGCCACUUUACAAGGGGCAGUGAAGGACUGUUAA
Molecule: messenger RNA, 561 nt
Organism: Ornithodoros turicata
Lineage: Eukaryota; Metazoa; Arthropoda; Arachnida; Ixodida; Argasidae
Exons: 7
Coding region: 1-561 (186 amino acids)
Source: RefSeq, a predicted model, not a curated record